AAUCACAGAAUGAACAUGUGGAAUCUGACAAUCAGAAUCAUUAUCUUAUCACAAACUACAACUGGAAUUCUUGGAAAUUUCUCUCUUUUGUUGCACUAUCUAAUCCUUUACUGUACAGAAAACACAUUAAAGCCCACAGAUUUGAUUCUCAUGCACCUAAUGGCAGCCAAUGCCUUGAUCAUUCUCUCUGCAGGAGUGCCCCAAACAAUGGCAGUUUGGGGAUUUAAAUAUUUCUUGAAUGAUUUUAGGUGUGAGCUCCUAUUGUACUUUCAAGGAUUUGCUCGAAAUGUGUCCAUUGGCACCACCUGUCUUCUGAGUGUAUUCCAGGCAAUGACCAUCAAUUCCAGGAAGUCAUGUUGGAAGGAUCAUAAAGUCAAAGCUACAAAGUACAUUCACUGUUCUGUUUCCCUACUCUGGGUCUCCUACAUGUUGAUACGUUUAAUUUUCUUAAUGUACAUAUUUAUCAGAAUGAAUAGCCAAAACAUGACAAGAAGCCAAGAUUUUGGAUAUUGCUCUACUGUAGGGUGGGAUGAAAUCAUAGACUCACUCUAUACAGCAUUGGUGAUAUGCCCUGAAGUCUUUUUUGCUCUGCUCAUUACCUGGUCCAGCACCUCCAUGAUUGUCUUCCUGAACAGACACAAGCAGAGUGUUCAACACAUCCGUAGCUCUCAUAGUUCUAGUAUUUCCUCCCCUGAGUCUAGAGCCACCCAGAACAUCCUGGUAUUGAUGUCUACCUUUCUGGCUUUUUAUACUCUCUCUACUAUCUUGCGAGGCUGCAUUGCUUUUUUGUAUAAUCACAAUUGGUGGCUUGUGUUGAUCUCUCACCUUACUUCUCUUUGUUUUCCCUGUUUUGCACCCUUUGUUCUUAUAAGACAUCGCUCAGUUUUGUCCAUAGUUAAUUUUGUAUGGUUAAGAAAUCUUUUGUCCUGA
Mesocricetus auratus (golden hamster) is the source of this 930-nucleotide messenger RNA. RefSeq names its product vomeronasal type-1 receptor 4-like. Gene Ontology annotation, cellular component: membrane. The transcript has a single exon. NCBI's taxonomy places the organism in Eukaryota, Metazoa, Chordata, Mammalia, Rodentia, Cricetidae. Bases 10 to 930 code for a protein of 306 amino acids. The record is from RefSeq and is a predicted model, not a curated record. Gene Ontology annotation, biological process: G protein-coupled receptor signaling pathway. Gene Ontology annotation, molecular function: pheromone receptor activity.